AUGGCGUCCGAAGAGCCGGUCACGCAGCCACUGCGCAUCUCCAAAAACGGCACACCAUCUCCCACCAAGAAGGACAGCCAGCCACGCCCACUCUCUGAGAUAUCAACUACCGAGAAGAGGCGGAACUCGCCCAGCUGGAAUCAAACAACAAAGAAGCUGGGCCUGAAUACCGAUUCAUCCCCAUUCCAGUCGUCCCCACUCGAGAAUGCUACCUCACCUCGACUCUUCUGGCAAAAUCGUAAUACGAGCAAGCCGAUUGAGAGCGACCUGUAUGGAGGCAGAAAUGGCUCACCUUCGCCGACGCGCCGUUCUUCAAUCGAGCGCCUGCAAAAGGCGUCACGUGUCAAGAACAGCACCAUGUUUGCGCGCGAACAAAAGCAGGAAUACGAUCCGACGCGCAUACCGACCAUUGAGCGUCCGCUAGCCAAAGUUCAAGGAUUUCACCCAGGACAUGGCCGUAGUGAGAGUCAGAACAGCGUCACGACCCUAUACAGCCCCUCCAGACUCAUGAACAGCCCAAAGCCCAACUUUUCUGCCCCUCAGACACCAGUCAAGGAGCAAAUGUCACCUAUCAAGUCCUCCAUGUCAGCUUCUCGGUUCAAGAGCAGUUUCGACUCGGCAUCUGGUGAUACCCCCAUGGAGUACUUUGAGACUUCGUUCGGGGACGAGGAGCUCCCCAAUGGCAGGUUCCUUAACCGAAGUAUGAAGAGUGUCACAUUCGACAAUGCGCCCCCACAGGUCAACGAGUACGAAAUGGCUACCCCUGACAUCUCUUCCAUCGACUCCAAUUCGCGUGAGGGUAGCUACGACAGCGAAGAGGAGGAUGACGAUGAUUACGAAAACUACCACCACAACCAGGACGGCGAUGUUCCCGACGACAGCUUCGAUGCCACUCUCGAGGACACGGACAAGACACCUGUUGUUGGACCAGAUGACUGGCGCCAGGAUCACGACAACCGCUUUGACAGCAGCCCCAUGCCGGAGAACUCCCCAAUGACACUUGCAGCUGGCAAACCGCAGCAUAUUCGCACUGAUUCAUGCACUUCUUCGGGGGAGCACCGUCCUCUUCCACCCUUGCCAGGCAUGGCUGAGCGUAUGCUUGGAUCUCCACGCCGUGGUUUGCCUUCGCCGCCUCCGGCUUCCGCCAGCAAGCUGGAGAUUCAAAAUAUCGGCAACGGAAAGAUGACGCUCGAGGAACGACUCAAGCUCAUGAUGCUCUCAGAUGAGACCAGCCCCAAGGCACCUGAUCAGGGAGCCAAAUCGUUUGCCGAGCAGCAACGGGAACGUCGCAUGAGACGUGCCGGAGCCCGUGAUAGAGUCGGGAGCCCCGAGCCUGAGCGCGACGCAACGGAAUCCGAGGCUGGAGAAGGAGACGAUACCAUUGGUGAGAUCUCCGGUCUUGAUAUGGAUUAUCAACUUCCUAGUAUCUCUCGUCAGUCCAUCCUGCAACGUGUCAAUGGCAACAAAGCCUUUGAGCGUGAGUCGGACUUCAACUUGAACUCCUCGCCUGCUCCGUCCAGUCCUGAACGCGCAGCCCAGUACGAUCCAGAUGUCCCCAUCGCUAGCAUCGAGGAUUCCGUCCUUGAGGAUAUCACGGAGCACGAUGAGCCGAGUGUCAUCGACAUCACUGAUGAUAAGGAGAGCGAUGUUGUUGAUCUUUAUCAAGAGUCGGAAGACGAACACUCGGAAGCGGAAGAGCACGAUAUCCAUGAUGAUGACAGCGACAGCCACUACUCAGACGAAAUUGAGAAAACCCAGGCGCCACAUGUUGAGGAGGACGCAGUUACUACUCCCCGAGCCGCUUCCCCGGCAGAUGAAGAAGCAAUAACAAACUUCAGCGCUACUCUGCCGCAAGUCAAUAAUGGCGCCAAGGAGUCGGACUUCGCCCGCAGUCUGCAAUCCUUCAUGUUGCCCAAGCCAAAAGCCGCUGACGCUUUCACACAUAUCGAGAGUCGUAAGAUGGACGAGGUUGAAGAAUACCACGAGAGGCCAGCGACACCACAGCAGGCAAAGCCAAAGCCUGGAUUGUACGACGGCUCUGGUUGGGGUGAUUCUGAAGAUGAAGAAGAGCCUGGCACUCCAGAGUCCGUUAUUCAUCAUCCCAUCGGGAACGAGACGUUUUCAGAGGAGGAAGAGGAGAUCGAGUCGCCCGCUAUUCCUGAACGUGUUGCCACGAUCAAGGCUUCAGGUUCCAAGCUCAAGACACGUCCUUCUGCCACACCGUCAGACCUCGCUGCCAUGCGCGAAGCUCGCCGACAAGUCAGUCGCGAGAUCCCGCUUUUGCCGGAGAUCCCUCCCAUCCCGGAGCGACACCGCAACCGCGCGUCGCGCGACUUUGAGGCAGAGGGGUUGCUUAGUGUCAGAGACGACUAUAUGGACCGUCACCCCAGUUUCAAGAAGCGCAGUCUGACUCUGGACCUCGACCUGGGACUUAGCCUUGACCAGGACUUCGAGCGCGUCAUCGAGGCACAAAAGGUUGCGUUCCAACAAAUUUCUUUUGAAAAACAGUUCUUAGCUGCAAGCGCCAGCCCAACCAGACAAGUGUCUGGAACCCGUUUAAUUGUUGCAACCGACAAAACCCCGAGUCGGAAAUCUCAAGAGGGACACCUUGAUACUAACAUCACUUCGCGACCACAGCGCGGCUAUCUCAUGCGUCACAACACCAAGGUGGUCACAGCCAGCGACAAGCACUCUGACGAGAGCUUGCGGGAUGCCACGCGUUCUGCGGGCAACUCACCAGUAAAGACUAGCAGACCCCAGUCGUGGACCGUCGAGCCUUGGAAUGGUAAGGCCAGACAACGCAGUCUCAAGAAACGACAUGCCCCAAGCUUGAGUGGACCAGUGCCACCCAUGCCUGGUCAAGAGAGCAACGCUGCCGCUCUGAAUCCCUUGGCUGAGGAGGAGGGGCAAACGGAGCUCGCGACUGAAGAGUGCGGUGAGCGAGGCAGGCUCUUCGUCAAGGUCAUGGGUGUCAAAGAUCUUGACCUGCCUCUACCAAAGAAUGAGCGUACCUGGUUCAGCUUGACGCUCGACAAUGGUGUUCACUGUGUGACUACUGCCUGGCUGGAACUGGCCCGCAACGCACCCAUUGGACAGGAGUUUGAACUCGUAGUACCCAACGACCUCGAGUUCCAACUGACUCUCAAUGUCAAACUUGAGAGGCCCGAGCCCCAACGUCUACCAGCUUCGCCAACUAAAAUGACAAAGCCCAAGACAUCCACCUUUUCUCGCGUCUUUGCUAGCCCUAAGAAGCGGAAGGAGAUGGAAGCUCGCAUGCGCGCUGAGGAGGAAGCUUACGCCCAGGCUCAGCGUGAUGCUGCUGCCAAGCAGCGAAACCUUGCACCUACUGCCUGGGACCUUCUUUCUCCUCUGGCCGCCGAUGAUGGCAGCUUUGCUCGGUCAUAUGUCUGCCUCAAGGAGCACGAGUCUCGUUGCUAUGGUAGGCCAUACAUGGUUGAUAUUGCUGCUUUCAACGAAUGGGCUACAGAAGACGCUGGAUUUGCCAGCAGUGUGAAGAGCAAACGCGCCGGAACCAGCACUUCGGUUGUCCGGAAAGCACCCUACAAGAUUGGCAAGCUCGAGAUGCAGCUUCUUUUCAUUCCUCGACCUAAGGGCUCUACUGAUGACGACAUGCCCAAGAGCAUGAACUCCUGCAUCCGCGAGCUCAAGGCAGCAGAAGAACGGCUGAGCCAGAGUUGGGAGGGUCACUUGAGUCAGCAAGGUGGUGACUGUCCUUAUUGGCGCCGUCGAUAUUUCAAGCUCGUGGGCACAAAGCUCACUGCCUACCACGAGUCUACUCGUCAGCCCCGUGCCACCAUCAACCUCUCUAAUGCGAAGAGGGUUAUUGAUGAUCGCCGCCAGCUGACGCAGCCAAACACCACUAGCCGUGAUGGCAAGCGCCGCCGCUCAGCCUUUGCCGAGGAGGAGGAAGGUUACAUGUUUGUCGAAGAGGGAUUCCGCAUCCGCUUCAACAACGGAGAGGUUAUCGACUUUUACGCCGACACGGCAGAGGACAAGGACGGUUGGUUGAAGGUCCUGGGUGAGAUUGUCGGUCGUGAAGGUCAGGAAGAUGAGUCGUCAGCCCAUGGAAGCAGGAAGAAGUGGUGCGAGCUUGUCUUGAAGCGGGAAGAAGCCAUUCGUAAGAAGGCUCAAGGCCGGCGAACCCACUCGCGAACAAAGAGCAUGAUUGUCUGA
Messenger RNA from Pestalotiopsis fici W106-1, 4194 nucleotides. RefSeq lists its product as uncharacterized. The transcript has 7 exons. Gene Ontology annotation, molecular function: GTP binding. Bases 1 to 4194 code for a protein of 1397 amino acids. The record is from RefSeq and is a predicted model, not a curated record. NCBI's taxonomy places the organism in Eukaryota, Fungi, Ascomycota, Sordariomycetes, Amphisphaeriales, Sporocadaceae.